Molecule: messenger RNA, 3738 nt
Organism: Candoia aspera
Lineage: Eukaryota; Metazoa; Chordata; Lepidosauria; Squamata; Candoiidae
Gene: IRF6
Product: interferon regulatory factor 6
Exons: 8
Coding region: 109-1503 (464 amino acids)
Biological process (GO): immune system process; regulation of transcription by RNA polymerase II
Cellular component (GO): nucleus
Molecular function (GO): RNA polymerase II cis-regulatory region sequence-specific DNA binding; DNA-binding transcription factor activity, RNA polymerase II-specific; protein binding
Source: RefSeq, a predicted model, not a curated record
UCUCCUCCCUACGCGACCCGAAGGGGCGGACCCGGUGGCCGCAGCACCUGGGCCAGGUGGGCGAGCUGCAGGGCAGAGCGAGGGUUGGAGCCUGGUCGAAAAGCGAUAAUGGCAUCACAUCCACGCAGAGUUCGACUGAAACCCUGGCUAGUAGCUCAGGUUGACAGUGGUAUGUAUCCAGGUCUUAUCUGGCUUAACAGGGAUGAAAAGCGAUUUCAGAUUCCUUGGAAGCAUGCAACUCGACAUAGUCCUCAGCAUGAAGAGGAGAAUACCAUUUUUAAGGCGUGGGCUGUGGAAACAGGAAAGUAUCAAGAAGGGGUUGAUGAUCCUGACCCUGCAAAAUGGAAAGCCCAACUCCGGUGUGCUCUCAACAAAAGCCGUGAAUUCAAGCUCAUGUAUGAUGGCACCAAAGAGGUGCCAAUGAAUCCAGUUAAAAUUUAUGAAGUAUGUGACAUCCCACCAUCCAUGACGCCAAUCAUUAAUCCUGGUUCUACUGGUUCAGUUCCAUGGGAUGAGAAGGAUAAUGACCUUGAUGAUGAAGAUGAAGAUGAGUUAAACGAGUCUCAGCAUGUAGCAAUACAGGACAGCUUUCCAUUUCUUAAUAUCAAUGAUUCCCCAAUGGCUCCUGCUAGUGUGGAAACCUGUAGCCCUGAAGCUGUGUGGCCAAAGAAUGAACCUGAAGAUAUAGAGAUGCCAAUGCCUCCUGCACUACCAGCUCUGCAGCAUGAUAUGUACAGCUCUCCUGAACUCUGGAUUAGCUCCCUGCCUAUGACAGAUCUUGAAAUCAAAUUUGAAUAUCGAGGCAAGGAGUUUGGGCAGACAAUGACCGUGAGCAACCCCCAAGGCUGCAGGCUUUUUUAUGGAGAAUUGGGUCCUAUGCCAGAUCAAGAAGAACUCUUUGGUCCUAUUAAUUUGGAGCAAGUCAAGUUUCCAGGGCCCGAACUGAUCACAAAUGAAAAGCAAAAGCUCUUCACCAGUCGACUGCUUGAUGUAAUGGACAGAGGGCUAAUACUAGAAGUCAGUGGUCAUGCUAUUUAUGCUAUCAGGCUUUGCCAGUGCAAAGUUUAUUGGUCUGGACCAUGUGCACCUUCCUCCACCACACCAAACUUAAUUGAAAGACAGAAGAGAGUUAAGCUCUUUUGUUUAGAAACAUUUCUAAGCGAGUUAAUUGCCCAUCAGAAAGGACAGAUUGGUAAACAACCACCAUAUGAGAUCUACUUUUGUUUUGGAGAAGAAUGGCCAGAUGGAAAAUCAAAAGAGAGAAAGCUGAUUGUUGUUCAGGUAAUUCCGGUUGUAGCUCGGAUGAUCUAUGAAAUGUUCUCGGGUGACUUCACCCGCUCCUUUGACAGUGGCAGUGUGCGGCUACAGAUCUCUAUCCCUGAUAUCAAGGACAACAUUGUUGCGCAGCUGAAGCAACUCUACCGCCUGUUGCAGAAUCACCAAGAAGGCUGGCCAGUGCAGCCACCAAAUAUGCAGAUAACCCCACCCCUUACCGCACAGUGAUGACGAGGUCUUGGAUAACCAAACAAUUGUCUGAAUUCUUUAAUUCUAGAUUGAAAUUAAUUGAAAUAAGAACACUUUUAAAUGUCUCUUGAAUAUGUGAAACUUUAAUGAGGAAUAUUGAUAUGUAAUGUAAUCUGUUUUAAAUACUUUUGCAAAAGUUGAUCUAGUUAAAUACAUGUAUACAAGCAUACUUCUCUAGAAAAGUUUUUACUUUUAUUAAUGUAAAUAUAUUAAAAAAAGUGAGCUUUGCCUUGCUUGAAUGUAGUGCUGUGGUGCUCUUUUUAAAAAACAAGUUUGUCUUUAACAGGAAUUCUUACUUCACUCCUGCUUUAUUCUUAGAGUGUUUUUAUAAUACAGUUUAAAUGUAUUAUACUAUUUCAUGAUACGAUUUUUUAAAAUAUACUCCUGCUGCUGCUACAUGUGAAAUAUGUAACCACUACAAACUAAAUUUGUUUCAAAAUAGUGACCUGAUAACUAGCAGUAGGCAGAUUUUAUUCUCUCAACUAUUGCUUGUUGUUUUAUUCUUUCUAUAUAGAUGAAAAAUAGCGUGAGUUUUAAGCUGAAAAGCAUAGUUUUUUUAAAAAAAAAUUAAAGUGACUUUAAAACCAAUUGAGAAAGAUAUCAAAGACGUAAGGAUAGAUAUUAAGUUGGGCAAAAUAGAAGCCCUUUUCAUGUUUUUCUCUGUUGAGGCACAACAUAAGGCUGUCUCUUGUACAGUGUGAAAAAAUGGUUCAAAUGCAGCCAACCGUUUCUAGCUGAAUCAGACUGUCAGAUUACCAGAAGAUAUAAGAGAGCUCUGUGUGGAAAAUUAAAAAAAAAAAUUGCCAAAAUGUGAAUCCACAAAAUGAAUAUUGUAACACAGCUAAUUCAGUCAUGUGUAAGUAUGCCAAUUUUAGGACUUCUGAGGAAGAAAUGGUGAACUAAGAAAAAAAAGGGGGAGCUGACAACCGCAGUGGCAGAAUGAAGAGCAACGGCAAAAGGGUGAUUAGAACGUUGAUUUUGGAAAGUUACAAAUGGACUAUGGGUCCAGAUGGAUUUGAAAUAAGAUUUUGGAAUUAAUUAUAAGAAUCCUGCUUUUGUUCUGAAUUCUUAAAAAAAAACAUGAUAGGAAGGGACUUUGAAGGUUGAGCACUAGAGCAAACCAGAAGGAACUAAAGAUUACAAGUAAAGGAGAAGAGCACUUAUUAGUCUUUCUAAUACAGAAUGAGGCAAAAUAUUUUAACAUUGGACAUCUUGAAGGAUAUUUUUGAACAAUGGACCCAGAAGUUAAUUUUAAGAGUUUCUACCUCUAUAGAUAGGCUGUGUUUAAAGAUGCUAUGGAAGAGGAAUAAGAUUUACCUGACAAGAUUGAGACUGAUCUGAAAGUGGAUUUAAAAAUGACAGGCUACAAGAAUGGCACAGAAAAAGGGAUAUACAAAUAAACCAAGAGGGUGACCUGGAUAAAUUUCCUCUAUCGGAUAUACAAAAGAGAUUUGUUAAAGCUUUGAAGAUUGUGAGAAGGGACAAAUAAAAAAAUGAAAUCAAGUUCUAGGACAUUAUUUGAAGGGAUUAAAGUUAAAGAUUGUUAAAAGUAAAAGGAAGGAAUAUAAAGUCGGUUUAUUUGAUCAAGGUUAAAAUAGAUAUGUUAUCUCCAAUAACCCCUUAAUAGACUUGCUGACAUCAGGACCGAACGAUGAGGCUUUAAGAAUUUGUUUAUAGAUAAGAGAUGGGAUAUGGGAAGAAGAGAUUAUUUGUUGUAUUUUAAGAGAAGGUGGUAAGUUACUAAAAUACUUUAAACUUGUUUUGAUGAAGGGGGAAGUCAUUUCUUUAUAGAUUUCUUUCUUUUUUUACUAUAUUCUUAUUUUUUCCAGCAUUUCUAUUUUUUCUUUUUCUUUUAGUUUGUAUUAGUUUUUAUCUUUUUAAUUGUAAUGUUUAAUAAAAUUACUAUAUAAAAAGUAAAUAUGGCAACUUUAAAAUGGUAAUUUGUACUUUUAUUCUGGACAAGCUAUGAUGGAAAAUGCAUUUUCAUAUAGCACAUCAUGUUAUCUUAGCCUCAUCUACCUAUGUUUUUGCUAGAUAGUAAUUACAUAUAACUGAACCAUACCUACUUUGCAUUCCUAAGAUAACUGGCAUUCUCCUUUCUACUAAGUGUUUGAUUUGGAACUUCCUGAUUUGAAAUCAUUUGUGUAUUAAAAAUGUUAUCAUAGCUGCCGUUCCUACAAUAAAUGGAAUAGUUGGAAUAGAAUUGGGUUUAAA